CAUAAAACUAAUGUAUACAUGAAAAACAUGAUUCUAUACAAUUUAUACGAUAAUGUGGCGUUAUAUAAUGCUGUGAAUUGUUUUUAAUGUAUUUAUUGAUAUAUCAGUGCAUAUUUUACUUGUACCAAAAUGAUCCUAGUUUUUAAAGUACACUGCGAAAGAUAAAAAAGAAAGAAAAACAAAACACUUAAACAUGGGAUUGUAUCUGAACAUUUGAUAAUGAUAAUGCGCCGCUGAUUGGCUAAUUAUUGCUACAUAAAGGAUAAUUCAUUGAUUAUAUAAUAUCUGUUCCAUGUUGGACUUACUCAGAUUUCAAAAUGGACACCGAAUUUAGUUUGAAAAUUCUUCUAGUAGGAAUAGUGCUGAUAUGUCAAGAGCUUAAUGCAUCCCAUUUUAGAGGGGCAAUAAUAUCUUGGAAACCAGGAUCAAGACAGAAUGAAAUAAUUAUUGAUUAUCGCAUCUCCUGGCGAAUGACAUAUGGCAGUCAGUUCCGUUGCGAUGAUUCUAUUAUUCAAAGUGGUGCACUUGUUCGUGCUGAAGGCGCUGUUACAUGUUUCGAAGGAUGUUCUGGCACAUUAGGUGACUUAUCUUUCCAGUGUACAGAUUAUAGUACAAUAGAAGAUUGGACAUCUGGAAAAGGGCGUAUAGUCACAACACUUAACACCGCAAAUGCUAGUUUUGGAUUUCAAGGUGCUGCCUGGAUCAGUACACUUAAUGUUGGUGCUGAUGGUUCUUGGAAACUUCGUGUCAGUGCUAAUCUCAAUGUAAGACGCGACACGGGAACAAUAAAUUCCUCACCUACAGCAGAAAUAACGCCUAUAGUGAGGUUACAGUAUGGCUGCAACCAUACGAUAACUAUACCAGUGAAAGACCCAGAUCACGACAUCGUAAAAUGUCGUUGGGCAAAUGACAGUAACGAGUGUGCAGAUGUUUGUUACGCCUUUCCAAACGCAUAUCUUGAUACUGAUAUGUGCACACUGACAUAUGAUGCCCUGUAUUCUCUUGGCUGGUACGCUGUGGCCAUUCAAGUUGAGGACUUUGCAAAUCCGUAUGAUAGCUCACCUCUCAGUAGCAUACCAGUACAGUUUCUUGUCCAGGUUUAUCAGUCAAGUGAUUCAUGUGCAGUAAGACCGGAACUGAUUGACCCGUCGCCACAAAAUGGCGACUGUAUUGUUGUCCGGAAAAAUGAAACUUUUGAAACAUCAAUAACAGCUCACAUGGGGGGAUAUAACAGAAGUAUUGCAGAGAUAAAAACCAUAUCACCACUUGGGAUGGUUAAAUCACCGCUAAUGCAGAUAAAUUCAACCACUUGGCAGGUCAAUGUCACAUGGACACCGACUGCUAUCAAUGAUACAAGCAACGUGUUUUGUUUCACAGCGAAGGACACGUCCGGGCAACAGAGUGAGAAAAGAUGCAUCACAUUGCUAUCUGGAGUUUCAAAACCAACUUUUCUCGACGGCUAUCAACGGCCAACAGGCAUGGUAUCUCCGGACCAAAGACAAUGGAGUGUUCGGGUAGACAGACCAUUUACUCCUGGUUCCCGAUAUUCCUACAUCAGACUUUAUAGUGAAAGAGGUUCUCUAUUAGAAAAUAUUGGCUCUUCAAACAGAAAGGCUUAUAACCACUCUUUGGAAUUCAGAACAUCAACCACUCUUUAUGAGAAUCAGACGUAUUAUUUUCUUUUCGAUUCCGGUGUGGUAAAGAGUAAUUCAUACUGCGGAACCGAAUCAGACUCUGAGGCUAUACAUGACCAAUACUUCUGGAGAUUUCACACAGACAAAGUCCCUGUUCGCCUCGUAAACGGACCGAAUCAGUAUUCUGGGAGAGUAGAAGUGUACCACGGUGGAGCAUGGGGUACAGUUUGUGAUGACAGUUUCGAUCGACGCGACGCUGAAGUAAUUUGUCGAAUGUUAGGAAUGCUCAGUAACGACAGCGAUAUAGAAGCGUUUCAACAAGCAUAUUUCGGUCAGGGUAUUGGAAGAAUUGUCUUAGAUGACCUACAAUGUUAUGGAGAUGAGAGCAGCAUUGACCAGUGUAGAUCAUCUGGCUGGAUGCACGAAAACUGUGGCCAUGGGGAGGAUGCCGGUGUCUCAUGCCAUACUACAGUACGCCUUGUGAAUGGAACCAGUAUGUAUUCUGGCCGGGUUGAAGUUUACCAUAACGGUGAAUGGGGAACAAUUUGUGAUGACCGAUUUGACAGAUACGAAGCAAGAGUACUCUGCAAACAACUAGGAAUGUACCAUGGAGACAGCCUUACACAAGUUUAUUCAAAUGCAUACUUUGGAGAAGGUAAUGGUAGUAUAGCUCUAGAUGAUCUAGACUGUAAUGGUUACGAACAAUACAUUGGGGAUUGCAGAACUAAACCCUGGUUUUCAAAUGACUGCAGUCAUAGUGAAGAUGCUGGAAUAGAUUGCAAUGCAAAUGAAAUAACAACCUCACCUUGGUGGUACAACCACGUCGCUGAAACAACUGAAGUUCAAACGCCAAUAAGACUUGUCAAUGGACCGACAUAUUAUUCUGGACGUGUAGAGAUCUAUCAUAAUGGAGCAUGGGGUACGAUAUGUGAUGAUGAUGUGGAUUAUGAUACAGUCAAGGUCAUCUGCAAAAUGUUAGGAUUUUAUAUUGGUAACAGUUAUGGCGAGCCUUACUCAAGUGCACAUUUCGGUGAAGGGAAUGGCAGAAUACUUCUUGAUAACUUAAACUGCAAUGGUUACGAGUCUGAUAUCACACAAUGUAUGACUUCUUACUGGUACACCAAUGACUGCAGCCAUCAGGAAGACGCUGGAGUCGAUUGCCAUGGUUACAGAUACGGAGAUAUCACUUUACCAAGAUAUUCCGGUUAUUACACAAGCGCAUCUUACGUUACUGCUAGUUCACGCCGACCAUGGUACUUAUCUACUGCAAGGUAUAGCCUGGCUGAUGCGAUACAAGUGAGUUGUAACGAAAAUGGAUGGAACAUCAGGGUAAACCUUGCACUACUUAGAAACAUCCAUCCAGGAUCCGUUUCUUCGGACAUAUAUCUCGGUGAAAAUAGUUGUACUGGAGUUGAGAGCUGGAAUACUGUGACAUUCCAUCAAGGAUUGCACGAAUGUCUCACCAGCCAAAUGAUAAGGAAUAACGUUCUAGUGUAUAGAAAUCAACUGGUUUAUGCCCAGCGCGACCCAGUCCAUUCGUUCAUUAUCAGACACUAUAACUGGACUAUUGGUGUGGAAUGUGAUGUAGACAGAAACGAAACAAGUUCAGGUCAUAUUCAUCAUGACACCAGUAGUAAUCCUGUUGAUUCCGUACUUGGAUCGAGUCAUUAUUUUGUCAACAUGAGCUUCUUCUCUGACCCAAAUUUCAUGUACCGUAUCCAAGGCAAUCCUAUUCACGUUGCAGUGGGUACCAAAGUAUAUGUAAAGGUGUAUAGUACCACAUCUGAUUGGACGAUCAAAAUGAAAGUGCACACAUGCUACACAAAGCCAACGGCAACCGCAUCUGAUCAUUUGAAAUAUGAGAUUAUAAAGAAUGGGUGUGAAAUGGAUUCAAACACUCAUAUCAUAUCGCAGUCUUCCCAUGAAACUCGUUUUGUGUUUGAAGAUUUUGAAUAUACCAGCAACCACGAGGGACUUUACGUCUUCUGUGAUGCCAUCUUUUGUCGUUCCUCUGAUUAUUCAAGACAGUGUAUGCAGACAUGUAAUCCAUGAAAGUAACAACAACAAGCCUAAAACAUCACAACUGUGUUUCUGUGCUAAUAAUUUAGGAAAUGUGAAAUCCUGUUUUACUAGUGUGAUUCGUGUUCAUUUAAAGAACAGAUUAAUCAUUGAAAAAUUGUAUUUCACUCAACAAUUUCAUGAAAGGCUUAUAUGGACUUUGUUUUUAACGUGCCUGUCACAAUGAACAUAUUCUAUAUCAUUUUCUUUCUUACUCCCUAUCUUCUGUUUUCGGUAAUUGUUAUCUCGAUUUGAAAGUUGUAUUAACAUUGUUGAAGUUAUUACUGUAUCCAUUGUUAUUGAUUGUCUUUCUUAAUUGUAUUAAACUGAUAUGCAGCACUGAAAGUGUUUCUAAUCAUGUAAUUGUGUAUAAUGUCUUUUGGGGCAGUUGCAGUUGCUUAAUUUGACUAAAAUAAAAUUUAAAGCCUUAAAAAUGGAAUGUUAAUGGCAAAGUGAUUCUACAUUUUGUAGAUCUACUGUAUGCUUGUUUUAUUAUUUAGAUUAACUACAUUCGUCCUAUGUAUGAAAGGAAUUGAUGUGAAAUAUCUGUAGUCUAUCAUUUUGCUUGCUUGCAUCGGCAUCUAAAUAAACUUAAUUUACAUCGCA
Messenger RNA from Mercenaria mercenaria, 4298 nucleotides. Its product is annotated as deleted in malignant brain tumors 1 protein-like. The transcript is spliced from 22 exons. NCBI's taxonomy places the organism in Eukaryota, Metazoa, Mollusca, Bivalvia, Venerida, Veneridae. Gene Ontology annotation, cellular component: membrane. The coding region runs from base 318 to 3686 and encodes 1122 amino acids. The record is from RefSeq and is a predicted model, not a curated record.